Molecule: messenger RNA, 2325 nt
Organism: Megalops cyprinoides (Indo-Pacific tarpon)
Lineage: Eukaryota; Metazoa; Chordata; Actinopteri; Elopiformes; Megalopidae
Gene: cd44b
Product: CD44 molecule (Indian blood group) b
Exons: 8
Coding region: 260-1624 (454 amino acids)
Biological process (GO): positive regulation of ERK1 and ERK2 cascade; cell adhesion; inflammatory response
Cellular component (GO): macrophage migration inhibitory factor receptor complex; plasma membrane; basolateral plasma membrane
Molecular function (GO): cytokine receptor activity; hyaluronic acid binding
Source: RefSeq, a predicted model, not a curated record
GGAAGAAGGGUGUGAACGUGUACGCACCACCCUCUCUCUCCCCCCUGCGUGUGUCACUAGCCCCUGGUGUGGGUCCUCUUGCACAGAAUAUAAAAAAGUUGGGCAAAGUCUGCCGCGGCUUCAAAGCUCCCAGGCGCGCGUAGCAAACUCUGCCCUUGUGGCACCUAAAGGACGCAAAAGGCACCCCUCAUCGCAUCUACUCCUCCUCCAACUCCUCCUCCUCCUGUUUGCCCGCACAACAGCAGUCUCAGUUCUGAGGAUGUGGACUCUGCUUCUCGGGGUCACUUUUGGAUUACUGGCCCCCUCAUGGUCGGACCCGGCUGCAGUACGGUCCAGAAGCUGCACCUAUGCCGGAGUUUUCCAUGUGGAGGGGAGCGAACGCUACUCUCUGACCUUCCAGCAGGCCCAAGAAUUGUGUGAACGCUUGAGCACCACUCUGGCCAGCGAGGAGCAGGUCAGGGAGGCAUUCAUCACUGGCCUGGAGACAUGCAGAUAUGGCUGGAUUAGCAACCAGAACAUCACAAUCCUGCGGCAUACGGCUCACAUCAACUGUGCAAAUAAUCUAACAGGAAUCCAUUUCCAUGUUGAGGAUACAGAAAAGUCCUAUGACGCCUAUUGCUUCGACCCAUCAGAUAAGUUGGCUGAAAACUGUGAGAAUGUCAUCAACCCUGAUUUCACCAGUCCAGAUGUUCCUAUAGAUGUCAGUGGGAAGGCUGACCCAGCCCCAUCAGAGGUGGAUGACCCAGAAGAUGAUCUGGGGAAUGGGGCCACAACAGAUGGGCCAGAAGCCCAUGAUGCUCCACCUGCCACAGAGUUGGCACCCGAUGAUGCAGCAGCCCAGCCAGAUGGCUCUGAGAUCCCCGACCCCAUAGACUCUGACCCUGCCCCUAAGAACGACACCUCAGCCUCCGAGGAUGACGACAUAGAUGGUGAUGAGCAGGCCACAGAUGGCCCCCCCUCAGUCGACCCCGAGGCGCAACCAACAGAGGGGGGGGGCUUGGAAGAGAGUGGUACGGAGAGUCCUGCUGCCACAGAUCCGCUCGGGGAGUCUGAGGGGGACCCUAAUGCUGGAUCCCAUCCUGAAGACCCAACGCAGGAGAGUGAAGAACCAAUUGGAUCAGGCGAGGAGAGUGACCUUGCCCCAACAGAGGCCCCUGCUGGAGAGGAGGAGGUAGUGCCAGCUCCCAAGGGCAAUGAGCUGGAAGCACCAAUUCCUGAGCAGGAAAGCAAUACCGAAGCUGUGGCACCUGAGGUGGCCGAGGAUCCUGCAAGUCGUGGAGGUCGGAUGGGUCCAGCUAGACCCCCUGCUCCUUCAGAGCAGAAAAGUAGCGGAUCGGAUUGGCUGGUCAUCUUGGCUGUGGUUGUGGCCGUUGCCGUCAUUGUCCUUGUGUGUGCUGCGGUUGCUACCAGAAAGAGGUGGUGCGGAAAGCAGCAGACCCUAAUGAUCACCUCCAAGGAAGCCAGCGAGGGGAAUGGGGCAGCAGCCUCCAGCUCACGGGCCCAGGAGAGGGACCAGGAGAUGGUGACACUGAUGAACAAGGAGAAGAUCCAGGAGAACGGGACCACAGAGGAGUUCACUGUCAUCACCCUAGAGGAAUCUCCGGAGAAAUCCCAGCUGGCCUGAGAUGGGUCCAGCAUGGGGGAGGUUGGCGGAAACAAGGGACAUUACAUGGGCACAAUCAACAAGGCUGAAACAGAGGCUUUACAAUAGGCAGAAAAUGACAAGAACAUUUUGACCUGGAACUAAAAUGCAAAUGUUUGACUUACCGUACCUGACUGGUGGGGUUUGUAGCUUGCAAUGCACAGGUGGAUAAAGCUAUCAGGUCAGCCAGGGCUCAGGUAAAGAGCCUGGCGCUCCCACCAGUUACAAGGUACAAACCCGGCCCUUUUUACUACUUGCGGGAAUGUGUCAUCAGACUUAGAGUUGGGGUUGGAGUUUUUUAGAUUUAAUCAGGCCCAUUCUCCAGGCCCAGGAGUUUGAAUGAGUCUCAGCAGCAGAAUAGAUAAAAUAUAUAAGGAUUUGGGGGGGUGGGUAGUCCAUUAAAAGAGGGCAGGGAGAGAGUGACAGGUUUGAGACUGCUGUAUAUACAGUUUGCAGAGCAAAUGCUUGGAUUUCCAAUUUUUCAUGUACGCAGUAGAGAAUGAUAAAAAAUAAAGUAAAGCAGAUUAGUGGGCGACUGUUCUGAUGUCAUAAUGGCCAUCACUUAAGGGUUAUGGAGCAUCCACUGUUGAUAUAAUGAUCGAGUAUGUUACAGAAGAAUCUACUGGCCUGUCUUCUAUUUUUUCUUUUGUCUAAGUUGUAUUUUCCAAGAUUUCCUGUGGAUU